This is a messenger RNA of Dromaius novaehollandiae (emu), 3269 nucleotides long. It is a transcript of the gene TMEM213, whose product is annotated as transmembrane protein 213. NCBI's taxonomy places the organism in Eukaryota, Metazoa, Chordata, Aves, Casuariiformes, Dromaiidae. The coding region runs from base 104 to 421 and encodes 105 amino acids. The record is from RefSeq and is a predicted model, not a curated record. The transcript is spliced from 3 exons.
CCAAACACCCGGCUUCCAAGUUUAUUGAGGAUCCGCUGAACCAGAACUGCCACUACGACAAACUGAUCUGCACAGUCUCUCAGGUUGGACCUGGACCCCUGGCAUGAAGUACUUCAGCAGUGAGCCCUGGGCAGCCUUUGCCGUGCUCUUGUUCACCGCCACUCUCCCAUAUUCUUCCUCAGCAGCUGAGGAAGGCUCCAAUGUUUCAACAAGCUCCUCGCCUACGACCGAGUAUGAACCACAGUGCCUUAAAGUGAACUUCUGCACGCAAGCUGCCGUAUGUUGCCCAACGGGUAUGGACGAUUACGGAUGGAUUGCAGCUGCCGUUGGCUGGAGCCUCUGGUUUCUGACUCUCAUUCUGCUCUGUAUGGACAAGCUUAUGAAACUCCGGCCUGAUGAACCCAAGUAUUUGGUAGCCUGAAAGCAAGGCAAGCCAGCAUGCAGCAGCACCCCGGAGCAGCAAGGUGCAGACAGACCAAUAAAGCAUUUCAAUUGCUAAGGACCAAAAAAGAACAGUCACAUACCUUUAACUAAGAAAGACCAGAUCUAAGCGAGGCUUCAUCCUCCCCAGCAGGUCAGAACUGCCAGUGUCUGUGGAGCAGACUUCAGUCCCUGCAAGUCACUAUAGUACAUGCCACUGUGUAGAGAAAACCUUCUUUUCCCUGAAUCCUCAUAGUAAGACAGUAUAAUAUAGCCCUCAUUCAAUGUGUAAUUGCGUGUGCUUGCUGUGAGUGUGCCAGCAACAACUGGGCAUUGAAUCACCAGUUACCAGUCUACAUUAGACUGCCUUAAGGCAACCCAGUACAUGAUGUUUGGCAUUGAAAUAGUAAGUGGGCAGAUAGACCUAAUUUCUGCAGGAUCAAUGUUACGAGAUCCAUUACUAAGCAUGCGAACUGAGCCUAAGCUAUGAGCCAGGUUACAUGAGUAAACUGAUCUAACUCAUUGAUUAUACUGAGUUGUUUUCACUCAUUAAACUGUGUUUUAAAGCCUGUUUACUGAUACUAGUGAAAACUCUGCUAUGGAGGCUUAAGAUGGAGCCUUGUUUGGCCUGGUUUUAAAUUAAAUCUAGUUAUUCCAGUGUAAUUUGUAUGUGGAUUCUUUCGUAGGAAUUUAACAUUUGUUGUCUUUAUUCAGCUUGCACCUGCCCAUUUAACUAAGCCAUGCUGAACUGCAGCAAGCCAGUUUAAACCAGUGUAUCCAAUUUAUGCACAAAGCUGCUCCUAUUUAUGUAAGAUGCUGAUAAACACUGUUAUUUGCAUUGAUGGAAAAAUUCAAAUUGACUAAUUUAAUCCUAGUUUAUGUUGAUAAAGCUUAUAUUUCCAAGGAAUUAUCAUAUCCAAAUUGUUAGAAACAUUUCAAAUGAGAAAUAUUCAUGGAGAGGGGUUUAUCCCACUGCGAUGAAAUUGUCUGAUAUGGGGAAGUUGCACCAGUUUGACUUCCAUCCAUUAUUAAAACAAUAAAUCAGUAUUAAAUCCAUCUAGACAUACAUCAGAUUAGCAAACCUGCUAGAGACAAACUGAAAUGAACCAUGAAGAGUCAUUCUUAAGCCAAAGAAAACUCUAUUAGAGAUUUGUAUUUAUUAAAUAUUAUUAAAGGCUCAUCUCUGCUUAUUAAUGUAUAACUCUCCCAUUUAGGAAACACAAAUCAAUCUAAAACUCUUCAAAUUAAUCCUGGCACAACUAAGCACUUUGAUCAGGGCCUAAAGGGCAAUUUUGUGCCAUCUCAAAUUGAAGGAUGGUCACCCAUUAUCACCUGGAGCAGGAACAAUUCUAACUGUAGGAAUGGGUAAAGUUGGACACAGAGAAUGACACCUUUCCCAAUCAUUAAUAUCACCUCACACAGAAACUCUUACGGAGGGAAAAUGCUGAGCUAAGAUGCUAGCAUCAGGAAAGAAAGUUUUGAAAGGGAAGGGCUUAACUCUUCUGUGGCAUUUUUAUUGUGUGACUUUUUUGUUUUAUUUUUACAUGCCCCAUAACGCUACUAGCAAACAAUCACAAAACAUUGCUCAAUUAAGAAAAAAAUCUCAACAUUUCAACUUAGAAUGAUUAAAACAAAAGUAACAAUCAUGAGACAAAUCUCAAUGUUGGACCAGCCAACUACUACUUUCCACAAAAAAUACAUAAACUUGCUCAUGUACAAACUCACAGGAACAAUGGAUUCUACAUUUUAUUGUUGGUGUUGAUUGACAGAAUAGUGAGUUGACAAUUAACCACUGCAAUUAUUGAUGGACAACAAAUCUUAUAGCUACAUACAUCAUUUUUCCUGAUUUAUUAUUUUUAAUAGUGGAAAAUGUGCAUUGGUCUGAAAGCAAUAUGAUAGAUACUGUGAAAAAUCUCCACAUAUUGCCUUAGUGUCUACCUGCUACAGAUCUCUUCCUACGGUUCUCCAGUUUUAUAAAAAUUGUUCUCCUGGUUGGAAACACAGAAGCGACUGCUGGAUAUGGCAUCAGUUUUGAUUUUUGAGCAGAUUUGUUUUAUGGUUUUCUCACUUCCUUGGCUAAGGCCAUAAGCACAUGCAUGCAGUCAUGGAAGCUAAAUCUAUUCCAAACUAGAGUUGUAAACACAUGACCCAAGCUCUAGCUGUCUUAUAGCCCAGCACAACACGUGCAGACUUACCCCAUAAUAAUUGGGCAAUUUCUUUUGGCUUCCUAAAACCUGCCUUUAAAAGCACAGUUUGCUUAUCAUACUUUCCAAAAUAGUCUGCUUGUGUGCAGCUACCUUCAGGGAAUGUAGUAGCUUAAUCCUCAAGUUUUACUUCUCACAGCUUACUUCAGGUAUUCUCAGCUCAGCCAAACUUGGUAUGGGUGUAAGAAUCAUGGCUUUUGAUAUAGCGUAACACCCCCACAGUUUUGUAUACCUCUGUUUAAGGGUGACAACCAAGUCUCAACAAAGUCAGGUAUAGAAAAGGAAUAUCUUAUAUACCAUUGCUGCUGUGAAAUGCAUACCAUUUCUAGACCACUGAUCUGUAAACUUCUAAUCUGGUAUAACAGUUUUGUUUGCUUACUGUACCAACCCCUUUGAUACUUGACAUUACCAAGUUUGAUCUAUAGCAUUUUCCAUUCAAGUUAUUUGACCUACAACAAAGUGGAUCAGGUCACUGAUAAAAUGCAGCCCUGUAAUGAAUUUCACAAACAUACUACUACUGUCCGUGUGUUCUGGGAUCUUUAAAUGAAGUGGCAGUAUCCCAGAAGGUCAUAGCCUACCAGUGUAAACAUCUUACCUGUUUCUAUGCAAUACAGUACAAAACAAUAAAAUCUUAUUUUAAAAACA